Molecule: messenger RNA, 378 nt
Organism: Ramularia collo-cygni
Lineage: Eukaryota; Fungi; Ascomycota; Dothideomycetes; Mycosphaerellales; Mycosphaerellaceae
Exons: 1
Coding region: 1-378 (125 amino acids)
Source: RefSeq, a predicted model, not a curated record
AUGCUUCGCGUCAGGUCAUCACCACCACCAUCAACGAACACACACGUCAGAGCAACCGUGAUCGAAGGGAUAGAGAAGUGCCCGAUGCCAGUCAAGGUAUCCACCGAGCUAUUGUCUACGAGCAAAUUGGCCAUCAUUGAUUACGAGGGCGGAGCCCGAAUUCCAGUAAUUCAGCACAGUAGUCAAUGGAUCGCGAUUGUCAUAGAAAGGUGGUGCUCGCGUAAGCAUUCUCACCACGAUCGAGAGUUUCUGGACGCGACACCUCCUUCAUCCGGUGGAGACCUCUCCAGUCUGGUCAUCCCGCAAUCAGGGCGAGAGCAUGAACGGGAGCGGCACUCUGUGCUGGAUGCAGAGGCGAAUCACAGGCCCUGUGCAUGA